Messenger RNA from Pelobates cultripes (western spadefoot toad), 648 nucleotides. The record is from the annotation of a GenBank genome assembly. Lineage: Eukaryota; Metazoa; Chordata; Amphibia; Anura; Pelobatidae.
AUGGCGGCAACAGCAAAUGGACGACCCAACACAUUUCCCAGGGAUGACACAGAGGCAAGGCUGAAUGCCAUCUUUGAAGCCUUCUGGGAAAAAUUAGACACAUAUCAAGCCCUAAAGCGAGUCCCAAAAGAGCAAAAGCCGACACUGCCACCCGCACGCUCCUGCCUUCAAAGCAAUUCUCACAGAGAAAAGAAAGCAAGAACUGGGCGCCAACACAAAAGCGAAGGCCUGCCAAUAAAACAGGCCAAGCCGAGGAGACAAGCAGAGACCGGCCUUGCACGCAAGCAUAUGCCGGCCACAAGACAGAGCGAGAAGCCUACCCCGCAAAGUACACCCCAUGCUUCCGACGGCAAAACCCGCAAGAAGGUUCAUAACCCAACUACCGUAAAACGCUGUAAACCGUGGGACCAACUGGGGAGGCGAAGAGCGGUUCGACACCCAGCCAGCCGAUACCACGGAGCGACGAGAUGCACAACGAGACCCCAGCGAGCAACCCAGCAAAGGUCACAACUACAGCCGGAAAAGUGGAAAGGGACUCCUGCAAAAGCGAUCAAGGAACCGACCUACCUGCCAGUACCUAGGAGCUUUGCCAUGCAGGACUACCACUCAUACCUGGACUGUACCCAGUACCCGAUAGGUAUCGGCUGA